AGAACCUGUGCAGCAAACACUGUGACGCUUUAGUGCUUAACCCGGAAAUUACAGACAGCUGUGAAAAGCAGCGAACACAUCUUUUAUCUUUCAUGACAGUGGCAACUAGUACUGUGUGCUCAAUUCACAACCUGCUGAGUUUCGACCUUUAAAGACACUGACCCCCCAAGAGAACUGAGACCAGGCCGUCUGCCGGGCUGGACCUUGGACCCCUGAGAUCUGACGCCCCCUGCUGCUUUUGAGACCUGGAACUGAGGAGUCAUUAGUGAAAGGUUUCAGGUGUGCCGGGAUGGGAAAUCUGAUUAAGGUGCUAACGAGGGACAUAGACAACAACGCCGGGAAUUUUUUCCUGGAUUUCGAAAAUGCCGAGCCCUCGGAGUCAGAGAGGGAGCUCUGGGACCAGGUGAACGUGGUGCUGAAGGACGGCCGGGGAAUCCUGGAGGACCUGCAGUCCUACGACGGGGCGGGGGAGGUGAUUCGGGAGGCCAUCCAGCACCCCAGUGAUGAGGGUCUGCAGGAGAAGUCGUGGGGCGCAGUGGUGCCCCUGGUGGGGAAGCUGAAGAAGUUCUACGAGUUCUCCAUGAGGCUCGAGGCGGCGAUGCGGGACCUUCUGAGCGUGCUCACCAGCGCACGCCACACCCCCACGCAGCACCUGGAGCGCGAGCAGGCUCUCGCCAAGCAGUUCGCCGAGAUCCUGCACUUCACCCUGCGCUUCGACGAGCUGAAGAUGACGAAUCCCGCCAUCCAGAACGACUUCAGCUACUACCGCCGAACGCUGAGCCGCAUGAGGAUCAAGAACGUUCCGGCAGCGGGAGAAAAUGAAGUCAACAAUGAACUGGCCAAUCGGAUGUCUCUGUUCUAUGCUGAGGCCACGCCCAUGUUGAAGACAUUGAGCGAUGCCACAUUAAAGUUUGUGUCAGAGGGCAAGGACUUACCCCUAGACAACACAACAGACUGCUUAAGCACAAUGGCAAGUGUGUGUAAAGUCAUGUUGGAAACACCGGAGUAUCGCAGCCGAUUCGCCAGUGAGGAGACGGCCUCCUUCUGCCUGCGUGUCAUGGUGGGCGUCAUCAUCCUGUACGACUACGUCAGCCCGGCUGGGGCCUUCGUCAAGUCCUCCAAAAUUGACAUGAAAGGAUGCAUCAAGGUUCUCCGAGACCAGCCGCCCAACAGCGUAGAAGGUCUUCUGAACGCUCUCAGGUACACAACAAAACAUCUGAACGAUGAGACUACCUCCAAGCAAAUUAAGACCAUGUUGCAAUAGUAUCCACCCCGAGAGAUGUACUUAAAUUACCAUGAUGUACAGACUGUUUUAAAAAGUAAUUUUCAGAAAAUCCAUAAAGUGGUUGCUCUUUCCCUCUUUUUUUUUAACAAAAUGUUCUUCCUGUAACAUUAAGCGCAGUGUUUUCUGUGCCAAAACUGUGUUGAAAAGGAAAAGCUGAAUGCUCAGCUUUGUGCUUUCUAAAAGGCCAUGUCUCAAUGUGGCAGCUACAAACCGCAUGUCAGAGUGGGAGUAAUGCUAGACUUGAAUAUUUAGAAAUAUAAAUAUAUAAUAACAAUAUCUUUUGUUAGCUCUGAUAAUCUCAUUUCAUCUCACUUUUUCUCUGCUUGAUUGUGUGUGAAGUGCAUAAAGAUUUUUAAAUUAUGUUUUUUUUUUUAUACAAAAAGGUAUAAAAAGGUACGGUGAUGGAGAUGUUUUGAGAGAAAAAAAAAAAAAACUUUUUAUAAGCUUUGAUUUGUAUGUUUUUUUUUGUACGAGCUGUCGUUUUUUAUUUUCAUUUGAAAACUAAUUUUGAACUGUGAUGAGCAUAGAUGAGAAGGGGAGGUGACUGCGCUUGUAUGUGCAGUGGUUUUGCUGUAACUACGUAUGCGCAGUGGAUAGCUGUGACUGUGUAUGUAUGCACAGUGGAUAGCUGUUACUGUGUACGUAUGCGCAGUGGAUGGCUGUAACUGUGUACGUAUGCGCAGUGGAUGGCUGUAACUGUGUACGUAUGCGCAGUGGAUAGCUGUGACUGUGUAUGUAUGCACAGUGGAUAGCUGUUACUGUGUACGUAUGCGCAGUGGAUGGCUGUGACUGUGUAUGUAUGCACAGUGGAUAGCUGUAACUGUGUACGUAUGCACAGUGGAUAGCUGUGACUGUGUAUGUAUGCACAGUGGAUAGCUGUUACUGUGUAUGUAUGCACAGUGGAUAGCUGUGACUGUGUAUGUAUGCACAGUGGAUAGCUGUUACUAUGUAUGUAUGCACAGUGGAUAGCUGUGACUGUGUACGUAUGCACAGUGGAUAGCUGUUACUGUGUAUGUAUGCGCAGUGGAUGGCUGUCGACCGAGAGAAAAUAAAGCUUUUUAUCUAAA
This is a messenger RNA of Conger conger (European conger), 2352 nucleotides long. Its product is annotated as CYFIP-related Rac1 interactor B-like. Gene Ontology annotation, molecular function: small GTPase binding. The transcript is spliced from 13 exons. NCBI's taxonomy places the organism in Eukaryota, Metazoa, Chordata, Actinopteri, Anguilliformes, Congridae. Gene Ontology annotation, biological process: regulation of actin filament polymerization; positive regulation of T cell activation. The record is from RefSeq and is a predicted model, not a curated record. The coding region runs from base 290 to 1264 and encodes 324 amino acids.